CGGUAACAGAAGAGAGGCAGUCCUGAAAUCUCAGCGUUUUACUGAAAUUCAAUACCAACUUUAUUGUGGAAAUGAGCUGCACAAGAAUCCUUCACGCUUUGGGAACUUACCCUCAGCCUGCGGUAGCUCCACAUUUUGCCAUGAGCCUGAGUCGGCAGCGACCCAUUCAACAACUUAUUACCAAAACUCCGCCAAAACAGUCUGUACGACAGUACCAACCCAUGGACCGUCUUCUGGCCACCAGUGUUCAGAGUGCAAACCAACGCCUGCCAACGCCGCCCCCGUCUCCGUCCAAGCUGAGGAGUUGUUUCCGGCGGAACAGCAGUGGUGCGAACAAGAAGCGGGUUGUUUUUGCAGAUGCAAAGGGUCUGGCUCUGACUGCAGUGCGCCUCUUCUUCCCUGAGACGACCAACCCCAUUUCCACACUUCUCCCUCAGCCUUCUACAGUGAAAAUCCCACGCACGACGGAGAACACUCAGCAGAAACACAAGCUGCGACUGGGGUUUCCUCCGCCAACAGCAGACAUUAGCAGCUUCCUCGCCCGCCUGAGAGAGGCCUGUGUGCAGUUAGAAAGCUGCAGCGUUUCUGAGCACUUGCUGAGCGGCCGAGUGCGAGUUUGCCAUGUCAGUGCUGAAAAGACUGUUAACUUAAAGGUGACCUUUGACUCCUGGAGGAGCCAUCACGAUGUACAGUGCACGUUCCUGCAGCGUGAGGGGUGUGGAGUUGCUGAGAUGGAUGUCUUCACUUUUGACCUCGGCCUGCCCCAAGACAUAGAUCCAAACGAACAGAUUGAGUUCUUCGUGGUCUUUCGGCCAGGACCUGAGGGGCCCGUCCACUGGGACAAUAACAGGGGUCAAAACUACAGCCUGCACGUGGACAAUAUUGCAUCAAGCGGCAAUCAAUAUUCAACACUGUCCAAGCAGAGCGCAUCAUUUCACCCGCAUUUUUCUGCUGACCUGCUUCGUCUUCCGCGGCAUUUUUCAAGUCGAGUUGAAGGACUGUACGCUUCUAAAUACUCCAUCUGAGCCACUUUUCUUGUCUUAAAUAAUAUUUAAUGUCUGUAAAUAAAAUACAUAUUUAUUGCUGUAAACUAUUUGGGUCUUCAUUGUUUAUGAUGGGAUGUGAAUAAGACACAUCAAAUUAAAAAAAGAUAUUUUGGAGAUUAUUUAUUUAAUGUCCCCCCCUGGUAAAACAGAUACAACGAUACCGCCACAUUCUAGUUGGAAGAGUGUUGCUUGUGCUGAUGAUAUCAAACAAAUGAUCCUCUGUUUGUCAAUUACAACACCAAAUAUUGAAGCAGCUUUUCUGGUUUUGCCUCACAUGGGCGUAAACAAAGGAUGAUUUAUUUCUCCCCUUUCUCCCAGUGUGGGGAGAGACUGUAAACUGUUGUGCAAUCUCCUUGUUACUAUCAUGUUUAUCGUGUAUUUUAUUGUCUCCGUUGUGUCUGGUAAUAUUGUCUUUGUUUAUUUGAGUUUAAAUAUUUUAUGUGUGCUUGUUUUGGACUGAAGUCUCACUUUUCUUUUCACUAUUUUGACCAUGUGCUGUCCUUGUUAGAAUUAAUUUAGAGAUGGAAUGGAAUAAAGAAAAUAUUUUUUUUUAUAUCUUACUGUUCUAUGAACAUUCUGAUGAUAUUCUACCCUGAUACUCUCGAGACACUUCAGUCCAUUGUAAUUUCUUAAUAGUAAUACU
Molecule: messenger RNA, 1689 nt
Organism: Synchiropus splendidus (mandarinfish)
Lineage: Eukaryota; Metazoa; Chordata; Actinopteri; Syngnathiformes; Callionymidae
Gene: ppp1r3c2a
Product: protein phosphatase 1 regulatory subunit 3C2, duplicate a
Exons: 3
Coding region: 72-1025 (317 amino acids)
Biological process (GO): regulation of glycogen biosynthetic process
Cellular component (GO): protein phosphatase type 1 complex
Molecular function (GO): protein phosphatase 1 binding; glycogen binding
Source: RefSeq, a predicted model, not a curated record